Pleurotus ostreatus (oyster mushroom) is the source of this 399-nucleotide messenger RNA. It is a transcript of the gene RPL40, whose product is annotated as ubiquitin fusion protein. Gene Ontology annotation, cellular component: nucleus; cytoplasm. The transcript is spliced from 2 exons. Gene Ontology annotation, biological process: modification-dependent protein catabolic process; protein ubiquitination. Gene Ontology annotation, molecular function: ubiquitin protein ligase binding; protein tag activity. The record is from RefSeq and is a predicted model, not a curated record. Bases 1 to 399 code for a protein of 132 amino acids. NCBI's taxonomy places the organism in Eukaryota, Fungi, Basidiomycota, Agaricomycetes, Agaricales, Pleurotaceae.
AUGGACAACUAUCGGUUCAUUCAUCCCGAGCAGAAAAGGCGUGCUGCAAAUAGGCAACCGCGACAUCUUGGGGUCGAACUGGAGGUUGCGGUUGCAUCCCCAGCAAAUACUGAGCAAAUGCAAACGGUUGAGGAGGUGGGUGGUCGUGAGGGUGCUCCGCCAUGCAUGCAGAUCUUCGUGAAGACGCUUACUGGCAAGACCAUCACCCUGGAGGUCGAGUCCUCCGACACGAUCGACAACGUAAAGGCGAAGAUCCAGGACAAGGAGGGCAUCCCUCCCGAUCAACAGCGCCUCAUCUUUGCCGGCAAGCAGCUCGAGGACGGCCGCACCCUCUCGGACUACAACAUCCAGAAGGAGUCAACGCUCCAUCUUGUCUUGCGUCUUCGCGGCGGGUUGUGA